Molecule: messenger RNA, 1795 nt
Organism: Spea bombifrons (plains spadefoot toad)
Lineage: Eukaryota; Metazoa; Chordata; Amphibia; Anura; Pelobatidae
Gene: TBX21
Product: T-box transcription factor 21
Exons: 6
Coding region: 1-1605 (534 amino acids)
Biological process (GO): regulation of transcription by RNA polymerase II; lymphocyte migration; positive regulation of DNA-templated transcription
Cellular component (GO): nucleus
Molecular function (GO): DNA-binding transcription factor activity, RNA polymerase II-specific; RNA polymerase II cis-regulatory region sequence-specific DNA binding
Source: RefSeq, a predicted model, not a curated record
AUGGGUGCUGCGGAGUAUUACAUGCAGAGCGCCGACACAAUGCAGAGAGGAACUCGCAUGCAGAACUUGUGUGCCGGGCAUCCCACGGAGAACACAGAAGUACCGCAAAACACCUCGAGGAUGCAGAGGUCAGGGCUACAGACUAUACUGAGCACAAAGGACAUACAGAGCGCGGGGCGUGACGGCCUAGGGGUGCAGAGCGCAACAGAUGUGCAAAGAACUUUGCAGAACCAGCGGACGGCAGAUAUUCAGCGCGCCGGGGAGCUGCAGGAUGGAGGAGACGUCCAGAACCUGCCCUCUGAGCACAAGUACUGCCACCUGGAUUCAGGAGAUGACACCCUACCCCACAGCUUUUACCCCCAACGGGUCCGAGUCUUACCUCAUAGCGCCUGCUUUUACAACCAGGACUACUCGCCAGAGGUAGAAUCCGUUGAGAGUUAUUCAGAAGAGGAGGCGCAGCUGUCGUACCCGGCGCUUGCGCAGCCAGAGGUGCCCAGCAUCAACCCCAAUGCCAGCCCCGUGAGCCGGAGCUCCGGGAAAGUGCAGGUCAGCCUCACAAAUUACCCUCUGUGGGGCAAAUUUCACAAGCACCAGACAGAGAUGAUCAUCACCAAGCAGGGCAGGCGUAUGUUUCCAUUCCUCAGUUUCCGACUGUCAGGACUGGAUCCCGUGGCUCAGUACACAUUACAUGUAGACGUGGUCCUGGCAGAUCAAAACCACUGGAGAUACCAAGGAGGAAAAUGGAUCCAGUGUGGGAAGGCCGAGGGCAACAUGCCAGGUAACCGAAGAUACCAGCACCCCGAUUCCCCCAACACUGGGGCUCACUGGAUGCGUCAGGAGGUGACAUUCAGCAAACUGAAGCUGACCAACAACAAGGGGGCAUCGAAUAACGUGACACAGAUGGUGGUGCUCCAGUCUCUGCACAAAUACCAGCCGCAGCUUCACGUGACCGAGGUGCGGGAUUCUGAGAGCGCUGAUGCCCAGAGUCAUCUCUUCACCUUUCCUGAAACUCAGUUCAUCGCAGUGACAGCGUAUCAGAAUGCAGACAUCACCCAGCUGAAAAUCGAUCACAAUCCCUUCGCCAAAGGAUUCCGGGAUCACUGCGACAUGCUCACUCUCCCCUCAGGCACGGAGCGUCUCUCCCCAUCAUCCCCCAUUCGCUUUACACCUUUUUUACCAGAUUCACUGAGCCACGCUCGUCUAUAUCCCGUGGAGCAGAAGGAACCUCCGCCGUGGUACUUAUCACAGCAAAACAUGGCACAGCACCUGGACUACACACCAUAUGACAAUACGGGCAAGAUGGCAGCAACGUACGCAAUAAAAUGUUACCCUCAGCCUGCGCAUCUAGGGUAUUACCCUGAUCACACACUCGCCUCACCAUGGACGGGUCACACACAGUACCAUCCUAACCCAAAUCCUACACACUUUACUUGGAUUCAUCCACUGCUGGAGACCAGGGGGAAGGAGGAAGACCCCCGGGACCAGCCCACAAACUUUGCAGGAUGUGAGGAAAGCAAACGGAGACGACUGUCUCCUUACAGCUUGGACGGAUCCACGUGUGACAGGAGCACAGAUACGGCCUACUGCGGUUUCUUCAGCCAGUAAAAAAGAUUAACAAAAACUGACACCAUCGACAAUUACCACGGUGGAACGCUGGCUUGCUGACUGUUAUCACCCCAUGCCAAGGACAUGCCGGCUUCAGUGACACUUUGCUGGUCAUUUGGCAGGCAGGCACAGUGCAGAUAUUGUUGUGUACAGUUUCCAAGAAAAUUCAGUAAUAAAGAAUGUUUUAUAC